GGUUCAUGGGCGGGGCAUGUUCUGAUAUGGGCAUGGAAAGAGCUUUAUAAUGCUGGCAAGAGUCAGUUCUGCUGGUCUGACUGAACCAAGACGGUUCGUAAAUAUAUAUUUGAAGUUGACUGCAAGAAUCCCGUUACGAAAACCAGCUAAGAAAAAAUGCCAGUAGAGAUAGCCAUCGGCCGUUUCCAUGGUGCUACUGAGAGCAAUGGCCACGCCGUCCCAGAGAAACAGAACCAACAGGUGAAAAAGGAGAGUUGGUUUCGGAAAGCUUGUCCGUGUUGUUUCCGCCGACAGAACAGCUCGUAUGAUGUCACUUUUGGCAAUGAUGACGUGGUGAUCGAUGGUAAAGAAAAUGAGGACACACCGACUACAUUGCCUCAUACUGAUGGCACAGAGCUGGAUGAUUUGACUCUAAAGGUGCGCUCUGUGAAUCUGCUCAGCAAGAAAUCCCAGUGGAACAGGAAGGAACAUCAUACGGAUCAGUACCACAGUGAUCAGCUCAUCAUCCGUAGAGGACGGACCUUUCAGAUAGAGAUUGACCUUUCAAGAGCUUUCGACCCGAACAAAGAUAAACUUCACCUGGAACUAAAGACGGGUUCGCUUCCUCUGGUGUCAAAGGGCACGCACAUCAUCAUUCCAUUGGUGGAGGAACUUAAAGAUGAAUGCUGGGAGGCAAAGAUUGUGGAGCAGAACGACAAACGAAUCAAACUCUCCAUCAACUCCACUGUCACCGCUGUUAUCGGAAAAUACAAGCUGAGCAUCGCGACGCAGUACCUGAAGACAGAAGAGAGGACCACACAUGAGCAUGACAGUGACAUUAUCAUGCUCUUUAAUCCCUGGUGUGAAGAUGACACAGUUUACAUGGAGAGUGAGAAGGAGUUACAGGAAUAUGUGUUAAAUGACACUGGAAGAAUUUACUACGGCACUGAGAUGCAGAUCGGAGCUCGUACAUGGAACUUCGGGCAGUUUGAUGAAGGUGUUUUAGAUGCCUGUCUGUAUGUGCUGGAAAACAGCGAGGUUCCUCCAUCAGGCAGAGGAGAUCCCAUCAGUGUGGUCCGAGUCAUUUCUGCCAUGAUAAACUCUCCAGAUGACCGCGGCGUUCUGGAGGGAAACUGGUCUGGGAAUUACUCGGGUGGGACUGCUCCCACCGCUUGGAGUGGCAGUGUGGAGAUCCUCAAGAGAUACCACAAAGAAGGAGGAACGCCUGUCAAGUACGGACAGUGCUGGGUUUUCUCCGGGGUCACCACCACAGUACUGAGAUGUUUAGGUAUUCCUGCCCGAUCCGUUACAAAUUUCCAGUCUGCGCAUGAUACGGACGUCUCCCUGACGACGGAUGUGUAUUUCGAUGAGAGUAUGGAACCGAUCGAUGAGCUGAACUCUGACUCUGUGUGGAACUUCCAUGUUUGGAACGACUGCUGGAUGGCCAGACCGGAUUUGCCCCCUGGUAUGGGCGGAUGGCAGGCUGUGGACUCCACACCUCAGGAAACCAGCUACGGGACGUUCCGGUGUGGACCGGCGUCGCUGGCUGCUAUACGCUCUGGCCAAGUCUUUAUGAAAUAUGAUGCUCCUUUUGUCUUCGCUGAGGUGAAUAGCGAUAAGAUCUAUUGGCAGAGGAACCUCGACGGCACCUUCAGUCAGAUCCACAGUGAGAAGAAAGCUGUCGGCCAUUGCAUCAGCACCAAGGCUGUAGGCUCAGAUGAGCGAGUUGACAUCACACACAUUUACAAGCACCCUGAAGAUUCAGAAGAGGAACGUAUCGCAGUGGAGACCGCCUGCCGCUACGGCAGUAAACCCGAAAUAUACUCGAGUCCCAUAGCUGAGGACGUGCAGGUGGAGGUGAAAGUGGAAGAUGACGGUCCAUGCAUGGGAGGAGAUGCUCGACUGAAGAUCGUAGUGAAGAACUUGAGCUCUCAACCUCGCAGGACCACCAUUAACAGUCAGGUGGCAGUCAUGUACUACACCGGUGUGUUGAAGGACACCGUGAAGAAAGACAAGCUUCCUGUGGAGCUCAUGCCAAAUGAAGAAAAGGUCAUUGACUGGGUCCUACCGUACGAGCACUACGAGAACCAGCUUGUGGACCAGGCCGCGCUCAUGCUGACCCUAUCUGGGCGGGUUACCGAGACCCAACAGGUUUUGGCCAAUCAGACCAGCUUUAGACUCCGGACACCUGAUCUCAACAUCGAGCCCAUAGGAGAGGCUUAUGUUGGCAAAGAGAUGACAGCGAAGAUCACCUUUAAAAACCCUCUGCCAUGCACUUUACGCAACGUGGUGGUGCGAGUCGAAGGUCUAGGGCUGAGAAACCUCCAUCCCAUCAAAGUGGGCGAUGUGGGCAAACAUGCCAAUGUGACUGUGACAGAACACUUUAUCCCGACUAUAGCCGGCCUGAAGAAGCUGGUGGCUUCACUGGACUGCAGACAGCUCAGUCAGGUGCACGGCGUGGCCGACAUCAUGGUUCAUGAAAACGAAUCAUCUUAGAGUCUGUAUACUUUUACAGUGUUGUUUUUGUAGCAUCGAUCCUGCAAUCGAUAUUCUUUACCAAAUUAACCAUUACUUAUUUGUUUACACUGAGCCAAGGUGUUAUUUCUUUAAAUGCAGACAUUUUAAAUAACCUCUUUGUGCAUACUUUCAUUUUAAAAUUAUUAACCAUGCUUUAACGUAUAUAUGUAGGAAUUAUGUACGGUUAUGCACAAUUUCUAGUGGACUGGUUGACGAAUAGAUAAUGACAUUUCAAGUUUCGUCAUAUUUUUUGGAUUGGCACACACAAGGUGCUCAUUGUAACUCUUUCUCAAGUCAUGUUUGGACAACUCCAAUUCAAGUGAUGCUGUCAAAACAAAACAAAAGAGACAUACCAUGUUACAUUUUCACUUGACUUUUACUAGGUCUGCAUUUCUGAUACUAAUAUUUGUAAUGCUAUAACACUUUCAUCUCUAUUAAAUAAGAUCAGUAUGCAAAAUAAGAUUUUUACUAAAAGUCUCAAGAUUUUGGGACCUCAUUGUAUGUAUGUAUGUAUCAUGAAGACUUAACAAUUUCUGAUUCAGUUUAGUAUUUAUUAUAACUAUUAUUAUUAUUAUUAUUAUUAUGGUUUUGCAUUGCUUUAUAUAUUAACUGCUUGUUAAUUCUAGAUUUUAUACAUGCCUUUGUUCACUUUAUUAACUUUUCAAUAAGGUUGUAUUAGUAAAUGCAUUCACUAACAUGAACUAAUAAUGAACAAUAUAGUUAUUCAGCAUGUAUUAAUUCUUGUUAAUGUUAGUUAAAGUAAAUACAGUUAUUUUUAUACAGUCAAUACAAUAAGUAUUGUUUAGGUUAGCUAAUGCAUUAACUAAUGUUAACAAAUACAAUCUUAUUGUAAAGUGUACCAAGUGUUAUUCGUAGUACAAAAGAAAUGUUACAGUUAACUUUUGUCACGGCACUGAAACGUUUUUAACCAUGUUUGAGAAUGAUAAUUUUAUAUGUAUGCACUGAGUGUAAAUCUAACAAACUGUAUGUGGAAAUUCUUACUAAUGAAAGUAUAUUUUUCUGUAUUUUUCUAAACUCACACUGCUUAUUUCAAUCCCUUAUAUUGCAUAUUGUGCACAAACAUCAAAUUGAAUGUGCUGUAGGGGAACUGAGUUAGCAUUGAGUUGUCUAAUGAAUAAUGGGGACAGUCUUUGAAACACUAUUAUCCUCUGUACUUAAACUAUGAAGAACAAUUCAUAGGCUAUUAGUAUUUUAUGAAGGACAAAUAUUAAUUUGAUUUAAUACUGUAUGUUUUAUAUUAUUUAAAUAUAUAUGUUUUCUUUCAAAUAAAGUUUAUGAAUAAUUUGGCA
Messenger RNA from Paramisgurnus dabryanus, 3806 nucleotides. It is a transcript of the gene tgm1l1, whose product is annotated as transglutaminase 1 like 1. Gene Ontology annotation, molecular function: protein-glutamine gamma-glutamyltransferase activity. The record is from RefSeq and is a predicted model, not a curated record. Lineage: Eukaryota; Metazoa; Chordata; Actinopteri; Cypriniformes; Cobitidae. Gene Ontology annotation, biological process: peptide cross-linking.